Molecule: messenger RNA, 636 nt
Organism: Morus notabilis
Lineage: Eukaryota; Viridiplantae; Streptophyta; Magnoliopsida; Rosales; Moraceae
Exons: 2
Coding region: 1-636 (211 amino acids)
Source: RefSeq, a predicted model, not a curated record
AUGCUUAGUUUUUUGGACGCCAUUUUUGUCCCCUUUAGCCUCUUCCUUACGGUGGGGUAUCACGCCUAUCUAUGGUAUUGUUUGAAGAAGAAGCCUUCUCGUACCACCAGAGGAAUCAACUUGCAAACAAUUAGAAGAACAUGGUUUCUAAAGAUAGUAGAGGGUGGUGAUAAAAAUGAUAUGCUAGUUGUCCAAAGCUUGAGAAACUCCCAAAUGGUGGCAAUACUCAACGCUUCAUUUGCAAUUCUCCUUAACACGGCAUUGGCAGCUCUAACGAACAACUCCUUCAAAGGAAGCUAUCUUCUCAACACACCAUUUUUGGGCUCCAAAUCCGGAAAAAUGUUCGUUCAAAAGUACGGCUUGGCGUCGUUCCUUUUCCUGUUUAGUUUCUUUUGUAGCUCUCAAGCCCUUGCACUUUUCAUGGACGCAAACUUUUUGAUAAAUGCUUCGUCUGCUGAGUUUUCAUCAUCCGAAUAUGCAGAAAUAGCUCUGGAACGUGGAUUCCUUUUGGUACUUAUUGGUAACCGGCUGCUCUUGAUCACAUUCCCUUUCCUACUAUGGAUUUUUGGUCCCUUGCCAGUGGUAUUAUCGUCAGUGGCCUUGGUUUGGUGGCUUUAUGAGCUCGAUUUUCCUUGA